GGAAUUAUCUAGGAGUGAAGAGUAACAUCUAUGAUCACGCGAAAAAGUUGCAAAAUACACUCCAAGCAAAAUUUUGUUUUGCAUCCGCGGAAACGGAUCGGAUCAAGGAACAGUGCAAUAAUAUUAUUAUUCCUAGUGAAGUGUUGUAUUUUACUUCCUUGCCCUCUGCUAGUCGUUAGUUAAAAUUACGUACUACUAAAUCAACCGUUACUCGUCAAAAUGUUAGCUCAAAAAUGGAUCUAUCUUGUUAGUCAACAACUCGGCCACGGUUUCCGUGGUAUGGCAACCGUUUCGGCAGGCGCUACAAAUCGGAAGCUUCGUCCGCUGAGCAAAAUGUUGGGAUGGCAGAUUCACUCCUACGGCGGACUGGAAGAAGUUGAGUUCAGUGAAAACCUUAAGAUGCCCGUUCUGACAUCACCGAAUCAACUGCUCGUUAAAGUGAUGGCCUCUUCCGUGAAUCCAAUCGAUGUGGCAAUGAUCAAGGGCUACGGAGCUGCAAUAUUAAAUGCAAUGCGUUGCAAAAGCAGCAUAGAAUUUCCCUUAACGUUAGGUCGGGACUUUUGUGGAGAAAUCGUACAAAAAGGCAUGGGAGUUUCCAGCCGAGAUUUGGACAUCGGCGAUGAAGUGUGGGGAGUGUGUCCCUUGCAUCAGCAGGGCUCUCAUGCAGAGUACGUUGUCGUCGAACGGUAUUGUCUAUCAAAAAAACCGCAAAACCUUAGCAAAAUCGAUGCCAGUGCUGUGUUGUAUGCUGGACUGACCGCGUGGUCUGGAUUAUAUCUUACCGGCCAUCUGGGAAACUUGCUUGGUGCCAUAUCACCAGUCGGUGGCGGACGAGGCAAAAAGGUGCUAGUGCUAGGUUCUGCGGGCGGUGUGGGGACGCUGGCCGUCCAAAUGCUUCUGGCCGAAGGUGUAGAAGUGUAUGCAACGUGUUCAACGGAUGCGGUAGAUAUGAUUAAAAACUUGGGCGUUGAUUACGUCUUAGACUAUAACGACCCUGAACAUGUGAAACAACUAUCAAGUGCUGGAAAAUUUGAUAUCAUCCUGGAUUGUGCUGGUAAGGGAACUGACUAUGCCACCAUCGUACCGUGGAGGUUCGAACAGUACAUCACAUUCAACUCACCCGUGUUGAAAAACAUUGAUGACAACGGAUUUGCCACCGGAAUGUACCAGAACGCUCUGAGCAUUGUGCGUAACAACUUGACGUCCAUCAGUGCCCAAAACGGACUGGUGAAGUGGGGAUAUUUUGCCCCUGCCCCGCAAGGUAUUGCAUAUCUGCAGAAUCUGGUGGAGAAGGGAAAGCUGCUUCCCAUUAUUGAGAAGGUGUUCCCGUUUGAUCAAACUGCUGAUGCGUAUGCGCGUGUGGAUGAAAAACAUCUCAGAGGGAAGAUUGUGAUAGAUUAUAACUGAGAUGAUAAAUACAAGACCAUAUUGUAGAACAUACAAAAAAAGA
Molecule: messenger RNA, 1450 nt
Organism: Armigeres subalbatus
Lineage: Eukaryota; Metazoa; Arthropoda; Insecta; Diptera; Culicidae
Product: reticulon-4-interacting protein 1 homolog, mitochondrial-like
Exons: 4
Coding region: 220-1407 (395 amino acids)
Cellular component (GO): mitochondrion
Molecular function (GO): oxidoreductase activity
Source: RefSeq, a predicted model, not a curated record